GAUGGCUGAUUUCUUGGUUAUGACUCACAUCAGUGCUUUGAAUUGACUCAUGUCAAUGUCAAUCAUGUGAAUAGACAGCGAAGCGCUUGGUUUACUUUCUCUGCACCUACGAAUUUUUGUUUGGGUUUCGAAAACAAUCAGACGAGAAGAUGCAACUGCAAAUUCUCCAAAUUGAAGUUGCCCAUUUGGAUCUUCCUUAACGAUCUCAUUUCGCCCUAUCUAGCUUGUGGCUAAGCACACUGGCUGGGGCUAACUACAAAAUGAUUCUGUUUAACCAGCAAUGAUUGUAAUGGUUCAGCUUCGCCAGACAAUUGCGAAUGAAACUAGCGCUGGGUCAGAGAACAGGGACACUGUUGGACGAUGAACGCAUCGGUUGAGGAGUCUUGGACGACCUUUUGGGAAAGUUCGGAGUCUGAACAGGACGCGGUUAGCAACGAUGUAGAUCCACAGGGCACUAGGAACGGUAAAGCCAGAUUAGGCAGCAUGGCCAACGCAAUUAGCCCAAUGCGCUCACUGCUGAAGAUUCAGUGCAUUAUAUGCAAAGAGGCCAUUUUCGUCGACAACUUCUCUGAACACAUAGACUCUUGCGGUCGAAACAAUCGAGAGACGCAAGAAAUGAUGAAAGGCAGUUUGGAGAGGAUUUUGCGUAAUUUCACUCCCGUUGUGCAGAGAAAACGCAAGAAAUCUGCAUCCGAAGCAGCAAACGACAUCUACAAUGUGAAGAGCCUUAGAAGUGGGGACGUUUCAUUAGAUCCUAAUCGACGGUAUGAGAACGUGCGAAGAGGCAGAUCCAAGACUCUGUUGUUGAAUAGUAGUGAAAAAGACUACGAUUCAUCCCAAGAUAGUUGUGGUCCAUGGCGAGUGACUGAAGAAAAGAUGGCAUCCAAUCCAGAGCGACCUCCUAGGCUUAUCAACACAGAUGUAACUACAGCAGAUAACUCGCUUCUGCUGAAAAACAGCACGUUUUCCUGCUCGCUCUGCUCGUACACUACUUUCAAGAAAGCACGCCUGCAGAAACACGAAAGCUUACAUCGCGUAAGACAGGCCAAAGUCCUGCAAUGCUUUUACUGCAGUCAACGAUACACGAGUGGUGCGCUUGUGGUACAUAUCCGAGAAGUACAUCCCGGCCUGGAGUUUCGCUUCAGAAAUAUUGAAGGCGCCGAGGUGACGCGAUUGGCAUGCACGAACUGCCCUUACAAAUGUCUGUUGAAGGUCCAACUGAAGAACCACAUGAGGAGAGAGCACAGCGCAAAAACCGCAGAUACGCGGAAAAAAAUCCUCAGGAAACUGACCAUUGUGCUGAAGAGGGAGAAUUUGGAGGCUGUGAAACGUCGUCUAGAUCAGCUUCGAAACGUUGACAAUGCCGGAAUCGCAUCGCCUCAGAGCCCCAGUCCAACCACAUCAGAUGGAGAAAGUUCCUUCGAGUGUUCCAAGUGUUCUUUUGCUUGUUCCAGUAAUAGUAAAUUUUGCUCCCAUGAAGAGACGCAUGAUUGCAAAACAAGUGAGUCCACAGUGGUCUCCCCGCGACAGACGCCAAAUAAUGUUAAAGGCACAGUAAAACUUCCGUGCACAAUGUGUUCAGGUGAGUUCAGCUCAACGUCUUGCCUGAAUAUUCACAUGCGGACACAUUUACGUAACCAGCCUAUACAGAAGUGCUCUCAAUGCACAUUUCAAUCGUCUAGUCGUUGCCUGCUGAGACAUAUCAGAGCGAGUGGACACUAUAGUGGGCGCUGGCAGACCAGGAUUUUACUCAAAAAGGUCAGAAAAGAAUCCAAGUUGGAUGCUGAUGAGCACAGCACCCCUAUUGACGAAACUCAAAGCGCCAGCUGUUUCAUCAGAAAAGAACCUAUUAAAAGUGGUGAAGGCUCUAAUGGGUUUUUGAGCGAAAGCUCGACAAGCACAGUCUCCCCCAAGGCCACUGAAGAAGACUGCACAUCCCCAGCUCGCCCAGAAACCACUUACUUAAACUUAAAGGAAGAGUAUGCAGACAUAGCAUUUGGAAGCGAUGAUUCGGAAGCAUUACAUGGCGACGAUGAAGACGAGCAGCUCCUGAUGAAAUGCACCCUUUGUUCGUUUGUUUGCACGAAGGCACACAUGUACAAGCGCCACUUGGACAAUCACAUACGGCUGAGUAUGCCGAUUUUGAAGUGCCAAUUCUGCAAAUUCACCGGCACCAAGUACGGGUUUAGGGGCCAUCAAAGCCGAUGCGCCGGCUACAGAACAGCCGACUGUGCCUGGAAAGCUCCGCAAGAAAUUCUGCUGACUUGUUCCGGAUGUGCAUUUAGUACUAAUUCACCCGGGGAGUUGAACGCUCACACACAGAACUGCAUGGACAAAAACAAGCUUCUGGGCCAGUGACUCAGUCCAGGCCAAAGACAGUGGGGUUGUGGCUGUAUUGACAAUUUUGUCAUAGGUUUAUAUACAUUCGUUAUUAAGUUUCGCAAUAUAAUAGAUGUUGGCAACUGGCAUAUAAAUGGUAUGGUAUUUUA
Messenger RNA from Dendroctonus ponderosae (mountain pine beetle), 2489 nucleotides. Its product is annotated as zinc finger protein 462. The record is from RefSeq and is a predicted model, not a curated record. Bases 361 to 2358 code for a protein of 665 amino acids. Gene Ontology annotation, biological process: regulation of transcription by RNA polymerase II. Gene Ontology annotation, cellular component: chromosome. Lineage: Eukaryota; Metazoa; Arthropoda; Insecta; Coleoptera; Curculionidae. Gene Ontology annotation, molecular function: chromatin insulator sequence binding. The transcript has 4 exons.